GUCCUCUUUUUUCUCCGGAAUGAAUGAUGAAAUUCCUCAAAGAAAAAAGUGUGUAGCUCCCCCAAAUGCAUGUGAAUAAACAUCAUGUAGGCCCUAAUUUUCUCUCUCUUUUCUUCUUCUUCUUCCCUCCUUGUUCCUACACAAUUUACUGUCUUCACCAAUAAGGGUCCUUCAUUUCUCAGGAGGACCCUCUACCAUCCCCCGCCCCCUUCCCAUACCCCUCCUCAUCCCCCCUCCUGCAACCUAAAAUAAUUUCUGCUAUUUUUUUCUUCAACUCUUGAUAACAUUAAAUAUCAUUACAAAUCAAAUUAAAUAUUGCACAUAGUUUGGCAUUUUUAUUCAUAUUGGGAUUUGAAUAUUCCCCCUCUCUACCCCCUCAAGAAAAAGAAAAAAAAUAGAUAUUAUUCGCUAAAUUAUAAUUUAUUCAGGAAACAAAACUCUUGUUGUUUAGAGCAUUUUUGAGGUCUGGAGAUUGAAAAGGAGAGAGAGCGAGAGAGAUAAAAGUUCUUUGUUCUUGAGAGCCUGAAGACAUGAGUUGCUUUCCAUGUUUUUCAAAAAAAGAAACCUCCGAGGAAAAUGAUGUGCCUGUAGCUCAGACCAAAGAUGCCACUUCACCACCCAAUCCUGGUGAUGCCAAUGUUGGAGGAGAAGAUGAAAACACAGCGAAAGCAUUUACUUUCCGUGAACUUGCCUCUGCAACAAAGAACUUUCGUCAAGAAUGCUUAAUUGGUGAAGGUGGAAUUGGAAAAGUGUACAAAGGGACGCUCCAAAGUGGCGAGGUUGUCGCUGUUAGGCAACUAGACAGGAGUGGGACACAAGGGAGCAAGGAGUUUCAGGUUGAAGUUCUAGUGUUGACUCUACUUAGCCACCCGAAUUUGGUCCAGAUGCUUGGAUAUUGUGCCGAUGGAGAGCAACGGCUUUUGGUCUACGAAUACUUACCCACGGGUUCUUUGAAAAACCAUCUAUUUGACAUUUCGGGUGACAAAAAACCAUUAGAUUGGUCGACAAGAAUGAAGAUAGCUACGGGUGUUGCAGAAGGUCUUGAGUAUCUACAUGAGAAGGCCAACCCACCUAUUAUAUAUCGCGAUAUGAAAUCAUCAAACAUUUUGCUGGAUGAGUCGAAGAAUCCGAAACUCUCUGAAUACGGGCUUGCAAAGCUAAUACAGAGUGGCAAUAAGAUGAAUGUGACGCCAACCGUCAUGUCGGCUUAUGGGUAUUGUGCACCUGAAUACGAAAGACAUGGAGAACUAACAUCAAAAGCGGACGUUUAUAGUUUUGGUGUAGUCUUACUAGAGCUUAUCACGGGACGUAGGGCCUUUGACACGACACGUCCAACGAAUGAGCAAAAUUUAGUUAAUUGGGCACAAGAAUUUUUCAAGGAUCAAAAGAGGUUUCCGGACAUGGCAGAUCCACUUCUCCAAAACGACUUUCCUGUGACAAGCUUAAAUCAAGCCGUGGGAGUUGCAUCCAUGUGCCUACAAGAGGAACCCUCAGUUCGUCCUUUCAUCACCGACGUUGUGGCAGCGCUUAGUUUUCUUGCAAUGGCUCCUUUGGGGGCACCGGUUCCAGCUCGUCUUGUUCCCAUCUUGUCGGGAAAGGUGGGAACAACAAGUCAAAAUAGACACGGAGACGAAGGCCGACAUAAUGAAAAUCUAGAUUCGGAUGAUGAUAGUUCAGAUGAUGAUUCUGAUAUAAGCACACCAAAACAAUCCACAUCAAGGCGUGUUACAAUUCGAGAACCUAAUCGUGAUGCAAAGUAGCGAUGAACGAUGCUCGAGGUAAUGGUAGUCUUGCUUCUAGUGGUCGUGGGUGUGGAUAAAUUUCAAAGAGCAACAUCAGCUCAAAUGUAAAGACGGUCGACAAAGCUCUGGAAAAAUCAAGUUGGUUUGUAUUCAAUGCACAACCACGUACAAUCCAUCCAAAUUUGUAUAUAACAAUGUGGGAAAUGACUACAAAUUCAUAUGGAUAUAUGAUCAUGAAAUGUGAUCAUUUUCAAGUUCAUUUCAUGAAUACUUUGAUUUUUGUCUAAUUGGUAGUUAAAAAUCUUCUUUUUUUAGCCAAUUGUUGCAUUUGUGGUUAUGUGAAGGACAACAAUGGGUUAUUUGUGUGCAUAAAAUAUUUUCUCUUGACUUUUUAGCUAGUGUUCGUUUUUACUUUUUUUAGUUUUUUACUAGGCUUUUGAUAUGUAAGCAUUGAGAAUAGUACUCAACUUAUUGUGA
Molecule: messenger RNA, 2219 nt
Organism: Sesamum indicum (sesame)
Lineage: Eukaryota; Viridiplantae; Streptophyta; Magnoliopsida; Lamiales; Pedaliaceae
Product: putative serine/threonine-protein kinase PBL25
Biological process (GO): protein phosphorylation
Molecular function (GO): protein kinase activity; ATP binding
Source: RefSeq, a predicted model, not a curated record